This is a messenger RNA of Apiotrichum porosum, 4608 nucleotides long. It is a transcript of the gene SSK2, whose product is annotated as Suppressor of Sensor Kinase (SLN1). The coding region runs from base 1 to 4608 and encodes 1535 amino acids. Gene Ontology annotation, biological process: protein phosphorylation; MAPK cascade. The transcript has 2 exons. The record is from RefSeq and is a predicted model, not a curated record. Lineage: Eukaryota; Fungi; Basidiomycota; Tremellomycetes; Trichosporonales; Trichosporonaceae. Gene Ontology annotation, molecular function: ATP binding; protein kinase activity.
AUGGCAGACCGCACCUCGCCACUCGCCUCGCAGCCCUCUAUAGCCGACGAGCAAGUGGCCAACAAGGGCCGCCGCAAGGUGGUCCGUAUGUUCUCCAACGACUCGUCGUCCAGCGACGAGGGAGCUGCGCCAGAAGCUCUAUCCAAAGCUCCCGAUGACCACGCCCCCGGUCACCUUCGCUCGUCAUCGUUCCCCGGCACUGGCGCCAGCAGCAGUACCUCACCGGCCUCACGCCUGCCGACCCUCACCGCUUCUCAGCCCAAAGUCCAGCGCUCAGCGACGUAUGGGCGCGGCGCCUCGAGCAGCACAGCGACGGCCCCGCCACCCAUGGUCGGUGGCAGCAACUACACCAACUGGCGCAACAAGUACCGCACAGAGUCGGCGCCGCGGCCCGGCGGUCACCGCACCAGCGUGCGGCGCCCCCGCGGACUCACACGAGGUGAAGCGGACCGUAUGGAUCGACCUGAUCCCGACGCCGACUAUGCACGUGCGAUGGCUGAGUGGGCUUCUGAUGACGACGACGAUGAUGAUCUAGACGGACACGCACACGCCCGGCCGGUCAAGGCGCUGGUUGCCGAAGCUGUGCGCCGCGCAACCACUGGCGACGAGCCAGUGGGACCGUCAGACAGCCUCACACACAUUGGGGUCGGCCAUCCAAAGAGCCUCAUCCUCCCCAUACCACCGCCCGACGCGGCCGGCCCAGACACUGCCGAGGGCAAAGAGCGACUGGAAUGGCAGAACAUGCUGGCUUCCGUGCUCGGCGGCGACAUUCUGCGUGGCGAGAGCUACCGAAUUGGUGUCGAGCUGCCAAACCACCACUCUUUCCGCAAGACCAUUGCAGAGAACCUAUGGUGGCAGAUCCGUGCCCGUUUGCGUAGCCGCACAGAGGACGAGGAGAAGCGACGUGUGGAGCAGCGCCGCAACCGCGUCGUCGACCCGGUCCUGGAGGAGAUUGCGACGUUUUCCGUCAAGCACGACAGUGAGAUCUCCGCAAUCGACCAGGUGGCCUUCAUCUUGCAAAAGCUAGAGGUCAUCGAGGGCCUGUACCCACACCAGCACGCGUUCCGUGCCGACAAGCCGCUGUACGACUCGGAGGCGUUCCGUUCCCGCGUGGACGCGUUGUCUGCGUGGUACUCUGUCGUGACACAGCUGCAGUCCCAGCUACACAUCUUGCAAAAGUGGACAGGUACAGAAGAUCUGGACAUUACACGGCCCAACACCACAAAGGAAAAGGCCCUAGUGGGCAAGAACCGUUUCCACCCACUCGACCCCAAGGCGCGCGCCCAUGCCCAGCAGCUCAAUGACGCCGCCGAUGACUCGACGUUCGUCGACCGUGUCCUCAAGGAGGACUCAUUGAGUCGUACCUUUGAGAGGCGUAUUUUUAUGGAUCAGCUUGCGACCAUCCAGAACGCCAAGGAGACUGUCAUUGCCCAUUCCCCGCUCUUUGCAGAGCUUCACCUCCCAGAGUUUCUGUACGAGCUCCUGCGCAUCAUCUCCUUUCCCGGCCGCCUCAUUAUCGAGGCCCUCAAGACACGUCUCCGCGCUGCGGAGCGUCUCACCAACCCGGAUCUCAUUAUUAUCGACGACAUUGCCGACUCGUUCCGCAACUCGGUAUCGCUCGCCAUCAUUAUCCGCAAGCAGUACGAGGAGAUUGUCGCGCCAGACCCAGAGAACCGCUGGAACGUUCCCGACUCGUUCCCAUCGAAUUACCGCGAGGUCAUUCUCAAGUGCAUCAAGAUGCACUUUAAGCUCCUGCACUGGAAGCUGAAAAGCAACUCCAAGGCUGUCUACUUCCGGGACACUGAGGUGAUGGAGGCCGAGUGGGAGUUUUUGUACGACGCUUCGGAGAGUAUCGAGGGCGUCGACAUUGUUGUCGCCGAGACGCUGUGCAGCCUGGCCAACAAGCUCAUGGUGCGCGUGUCGGCCUAUUUCGAAAACUCGCUCCACCUCCCCAUCUCUAUCGACGAGGUCGAGGCCGACGACGCACGCAACGGUGAAGGACGCCAGUUUGAGCGCCAGCCCAUGACGACCGAUAACAUGAUCAACUGGUACUCGAAAAUUCUCGACUCUAUCAAGAUGCGGUACCGCAAGCUGCAGCGUUUCGCUCGUCGUUUGACCCAGCGGUUCGAGAACUCGGCAGAGUACAUCAUCGAGGACGAGGACACGGACGCGCUCAUUGAGAGCCUGCACGAGUCUGGCCACUUCCUCGUGUACACCAACGUGUUCGAGGAGCAAGGCACGUACAUUUUCGCCGACGGGUCGCUCUGGGACCGUCCAGGAGACGUGCACCAACUCUUGUUUCGCGCCUUUGCGGUCAACCUCUCGUCGAGCCACGGCCGCGGCCGUGGCAACACGCUCCCCGACCCGCACAGCGAGGACGAGGACGAGUAUGAAGACGACAUGGCACAGUACCUGCUCCUCGUCUCUCCACGACAGAGCUUUGCGUGGACUGGCGCGGUGAUGACGCUUGACGUCGGCGAGUCCAAGGCGGUCGAUUUCGCACUCGAGGACAGCCGUAUCCGCCUGAUAGCCGACGGCGUCAUGUCGCGCCUCACCUACUGCAAGCUCGUCUUCCAGCGCUCAUUCCUGGACCCCGAGACGCAGGACCCAACGAUCCACCUGCGGUGUAUCAUCGAGGCACAAGCGCACUUACCAAAAGUGAACCGCGAGCUCAAGAAGAUUGCGCGGUCUGGCCUGCGGCUCUCCGAGAACAUUAUCGAGUCGGCCACGCAUGUGAGGCGUAACCUCCGUGGUGCAUCAGGUACACAAGACCUCAUUGAAAACUACUACCUGUUUGCGUCCGACCACGGGCACCGCGUCGCCAUCCACAUGGACCACGUGCAGUUUGCACGCUUCAGCCGGUUGCUCAUGCGCCUUGCCAUCUCGUGGGUGAGCUUUAUCUGCGACAACUGUGACCCCACCGACCGCAAGACGUUCCGCUGGACUGUCAAUGCGCUAGAGUACGCCAUGCUCAUGACCCGUGGCACCAACAUCUUGCACCUCAACAAGCAAGAGUUUGCCCUCCUUCGCGCCAAAGUGGCCAACUGCAUGACGCUCCUGAUUUCGCACUUUGACAUUCUUGGCGCACGGUCGUCCAUCGAGGCCAAGAAGGAGGCCGAACGUCUCGAGACGAUCCGCCGCAUGGCCCAGCUGUACGAGCAGGAUGUGGAGAACGACUGGCUGCUGCCGCGCACCCCAUCUCCGGCUGCCCAGUCCAAGAUGGUUCAGGCGCUCGACCGCUCGCUCCGCAUGUGCCGCGAGGACCGCCUCCAGCUCAUCCAAGCUGUAGAGGAGCAGCUGGGUGGUCUGCGGACCGACCAGCACCUUAUGGGUCGUGUCCUCGACGAAGAGGUCAGCGAGGACCGUGCGCUCGUCUUCCUCGCCGCGAGCUCGAGCAACAUUUCGCUCCGUUGGCAGCAAGGAGGGUUUAUCGGCGGAGGUGCCAACGGAUCCGUCUACCUCGGCUUCAACCUCGACUCGGGCGGCAUCAUGGCUGUCAAGGAGAUUCGUAUUCAAGACGUCACCAACUCGCCCUCGCUCUACAAGGCGAUCAAGGACGAGGCCGACGUCAUGCAGAUGCUCUCGCACCCGAACAUUGUCGACUAUUACGGAAUCGAAGUCCACCGCGACCGCGUGUACAUUUUCGAAGAGUACUGCCCUGGCGGGUCCCUCGCCGACUUGCUCGUGCACGGUCGUGUCGAGGACGAGGACGUGACCAUGGUCUACGCCUGGCAAAUGCUCCAGGGUCUGCAGUACCUCCACUCCAAGGGAGUCGAGCACCGCGACGUCAAGCCCGACAACAUCCUGCUGGGCGCCAACUCGGUGCUCAAGUAUGUCGACUUUGGCGCUGCCAAGGUCAUCACCAAAGUGAACCGCACCAUGGCCAAGACGCGCGCCAUCUCCCGAGGCGGUACCAACGAGGCCGGCGCGGCCGUCAUGAACUCGCUGGCUGGAACACCCAUGUACCUCGCCCCCGAGGUGAUCAAGGGCAAGUCGGGUCGACUGGGAGCGUCGGAUAUCUGGUCCAUGGGCUGUGUAGUGCUUGAAGUGUGUACGGGCCGCAAACCGUGGUCCAACCUCGACAACGAGUGGGCUAUCAUGUUCCACAUCGGUAUCGCCACGCAGCACCCGCCCCUACCUGAACCGGGCCAGCUCUCGGAUCUCGGUAUCGACUUUAUCGAGCAGUGCCUCACCCUCGACCCGCACCAGCGGCCCACCGCCGCCGAACUGCUGGCACACCCGUGGCUCGCGCCGCUCAUGGACAUUUCCCUGCCGGACGUGUCGCCCACGACCUCGUCCCUCCCAUCGGUGCUCACGGCCGCAAGCCUCGACGCACAGGACGACCUGGUGUCGUUUGCGUCCACCCCCACGUCGCAGGUCACGCCUCCAGCGUCCAUCGCCGGCCUGCCGGAAGAGUAUGCCGAACUGGCGGCCCAUCUGUCCGAGGUGUCCGUGUCGGGUAUCCCUGGCCCGAGCAAGCUGUCCGAGAGCACGGUGGCAGGAUGUCCUCACCCGAGUGUCAUGUCGCCGCAGCCCGUAUCAUCCGACGACACGCUGCCUGACAUGGACGAGGAAGAGGGCGAGGUCGGCGCGGACGCUGGCGUGUAG